This is a messenger RNA of Gasterosteus aculeatus aculeatus (three-spined stickleback), 3859 nucleotides long. Lineage: Eukaryota; Metazoa; Chordata; Actinopteri; Perciformes; Gasterosteidae. The record is from RefSeq and is a predicted model, not a curated record.
CAGCUCAAUCUUUAUUAGUAGUAUCGUAAUUUGAAAUCAUUAUUGGCUUAUCAUAUCAUUAGCUAUCGCGAUAUAUAUAUUCUAGCGAUAUUUGAAUGAUAUCUGUCAAAUGUAUGCCCUCCCUUGCUUAUACUGCGGGAUCCAACAAGAUCAGUAUCUCGAGGCUCAAUACUCACGCGCACUCCAGGAUGUAAGUCAGAGGUUGUAGGUUCGGUUCCCGCCGGAGGCAAACCCGUUAACGCGUAGGAGUAUCAGGAGACUGUCCUAGAGGCAAGGAUUCUCGUUUUUGACUCCUUUUGUACAGAGUAAACACAACAGUAGAGUACAGAGAGUACAAAAGUACAGUUUGUGGAGAGUCAACCGUUGCUAGGUUCCUUCUCAGUCCACUGAGCCCAUCUAGCUAUAGUUUCAGUCUUCUUUUAGAGAAGACUGAGACAGUUGGGGGGAUCAAUUUGGGUUUUAAUGGCAAACCCGCAGCCGAGCUGCCAUACGCAUUCAUCUGUGGUAAGGGUUACUGUACUAUGCCUGUUGCAGAGCUGCCACCUCUCACGGUUUCGCCAUGUGACACACGUUUUUGCAUGUUUUCACAUGCACUCAGGCCACACAUCCAAUUAUAAUUAUUACAAUGAUAACUCAAUGGAUCAGAUCAGAGUUGAUGUACAGUCAAACAUUGUUCUAAAGAAAAUGAAGAGGAGCUGUAGUUUGUGUUGCUGCUGAACUUUACUGGAUCACACUGACAGGUGUAUAUCUAAUAUUCUAGUAUUCAUAUUGGAUGGAAGAAACACAUAAAACGUUACUGAGGACAACAUUUAACUCAGGGCUCUUGUAUUAUAUCACACUGCAAUAGCUUUAUAGUGGUUUCCCAAAGUAAGAGGAGGUUGGAUGUAGUAAAAACAAUGAAAGAGUUAAUAUUUUACUGGAUAGUAACACAUACACAUACACCUACUGUUUGUCUUGUUGUUACUUAAACAUUAAGAGGCGGAUAAUCAGUGUGGUGGUCCUCGUACAGUUAAAUGCACACACAUCAUAAAUUGACCUGAACCUCAUCUGUGUAUCUACAAUAAUAGUGAUUAACCUCAGAGUAUUUUAUGUAUAUAAUAUAGUGAUCAAUGAGGCUAUAUACCGUAAGAUAGGUAACAUUAUUAGUGAUUAACGUCAUAUUUAAUAUCUGUGAUACAUUGAUUAAUCAACCUUGCCCACAGAGCUUAGAAAAUGACUAACCAGCUUCUGAUCUGCAUCUGAUAUCUCAUUCUUAGUUAUUUUUGUCACGUGUCGAUUCAUUGUACUGCUUAAAAAGGCUGCUGUGUAAGCACUUUUUUGUGCUUACACAACAAUUACUAACAAUAUACUGUACAUCUACAUCUCUGCAGGCCUUUAGUAUUGAGAAUUCUGUCUUUAAUAUUCAAAUUUUACACCAUCCAGGAAAUGAGUGUGAAUGACCUUCAAGCUUUUCCCAGCCUUUAUGUCCCGUGAGUGAGACUGAAAACCUAUUUAUUUCACUGCCACACAGAGUAUUCCCACCGCAAGUAUUGUUUUAAAAGAAGUGGACUUUUAUCUCCGCUGAUUGGUUGCAAAGAUUCAAAGUGAAAUCAACAAGGGGGAUCAGAAGAAGGCCAUUGGCGAUGUAUCAGAGGCAUCAAAGAACCCGGAAAACGGUAAAAGAUGCUUGGGUUACGACAUGCUGCCGAUAUCGCCAUCUUUCCUUAGGUCUGAUGACACCCUUCUUUGACGCUUUUGUUUUACAAGAGCUGAUGAGUUUGUGAGUACAACACAAGUUUAUUAACAAAGAAAAUACAGCAUGAAACCAAAUUAAACAAAUGAAGUGACACAUAACGCAAGGAAUAGAUCACCUUUGGGCUCUGUGUGUGGCAGGACGAUGGAGGUGAUAACGGCUAUGAAGAUGGAGGGGAAGGCGGCUACAUCUGUGCUGUGACCGAGCCACAAGACAACGAAGAUACCUACUAAAUGGCCAUCAAGACCUUCCCCUCUGCAGACACGAGGAAGGCGCCCCAACGUCCCAGAGAGGUUACGCUUCAGGACGGCCUCUGCAGAGGUGACACUAAGCAACCCAAAUAUAUUCGCUUCUCUUCGCUUCGCUUCUCGGCAUUUUCCGAACAUACAUAAAACUAUUAAAACUCUCGUGUCCGUGUGUGCGAGCAGAUUCUGUUCACGGGGUGGUCCCUGCUGGGAAGACCAAGAAACCAGCCGGGCCCACCCACUCUGCCCAACGAAAGGAGCGGGAAGGGCAAACCAUCUGUGCUGCUUAACACGAACUGUUUAGGGGCUAAUAUUUAACCGGUACACGAACUGUACCGGUUAAAUAUUGCUGAUCACGUGUGAUGUUUUGCACUAUCUGUCAUGUCCACCAGAGAGCAGCGCUGUCAAGGCUAAUGUCUCAUCACAUCCCCAAACCCACAGAUGUGCCCAACAGGUAGGCAAAGCUAAACAAUUCAAGGAGGAGGUAAUGAGGUCCCUACGGCUAAUCCGAUGAUGCUCCAUUUCAUCUGUCCACUCCCAGAGAAGGCAAAGUCCCCCGGGUUCCUGCUGAGGUGAACAACUCGAUACCAAGACACGGUAUGGUGAGAAGCAAACGAGGAGUCACAAUCCAGCCGUGACUUCCAUUUACAUUGUUUUGGAUAGUGAGCAGGAAUGAUACCACGGUCACAGUCGUUUAACAUCAGAUGGCGUUGUUGUAAAAAGAAAAGCAGGCUGGUGGAACCCUUAUGUCUGCUCUGAAGGGAUUCACAUUUUAUUAGUCAGACUUGGGUUACAUUUCGUUCCCAACAACAAUAAUGUAAAACGCAUUUUGUGUCACAAAGAGAUAAAUGAGGAUGGGCGAACCGCUUUGUGUCGUCCUUACUGCGCCUGUCUUGUUGUGUUGCGUCCAGGCUUUGGAUCCCAGCUGGUACCACGGGAAGGUGACCAGACAUCAGGCGGAAGUCUCCCUCAGAGAGGUGAACAAGGACGGGGCGUUUGGGGUCAGAGACCGCUCGCGUGGCAUGAAUGAGCACCCCUACACCCUGAUGCUGCUCAAGGGAGGCAAGGUUUACAACAUUAUGAUCCGUCGCCAGGGCAACUCCUACACCCUCGGCAGUGGCUUGAAACAGACCCGGAGUUUCCCCGGGGUGAAGCAGAUGAUUGACCAUCACACCAACACCCCACUGCUGCUCCUCGAAUACACAAACCGGAGCGCUGAUUCGCAGAGCUGGUGCUGCCUGCUGCACCCUCCGAGACUUUGACCGUCAGCAUGCGAAAUGUGGGGGUGGGGUUGUAAUGUUUGUAUGUUUUUAGUGAGAUUUUUUGAGUUUUUAGACAGAAUGAGAGACGAUGAAAUAUUUUGGACCACGGCCGAUGGUUUUGCGACGAGAUGCGUUCGCUCAGCAUUUACCUCUGUUCUCCACAUGCAUCCACGGUUUCAGGUCCGGCUGGGGGCUGCUGCUUCAGCGCCUGUUGGCUUUUCAGAAAACGCCGGCUGGUCGGGGGGCCCAACGCAAACGAUCAGGUCGCAUUGCCUCAGCUGGGUUCGCACUGCGGGCAGAAAACCUGUUUUCACUGGUGCCUCGGGCCAACUCGCUUCUAAGGUGUCCCCAAGUCACGUGUCAAAAGAUAUAUACGGUUCCACACCAAGUGGGGAAGUGCUCAACAGAAACUGGUCAGCUCAACAUUACCUGGAUGUUAAACUUGGAUAGAAACCUCUUUAUUUUUUAUUCAUUGUAUAAAUCUGACCCCAAAACAUAAGAAGAAAAAUGUGAAUUGUUAUGUUCAGUAUGUUGUGCGUUUAUGUUAAGAAACACAGAAUUAAUAAAAUGUAAUAAAAGCAGCGUGCAUGCUAAAUACGUUUGAUCACUGAGUGAACUGU